Molecule: messenger RNA, 1325 nt
Organism: Esox lucius (northern pike)
Lineage: Eukaryota; Metazoa; Chordata; Actinopteri; Esociformes; Esocidae
Product: collagen alpha-1(XIV) chain
Exons: 3
Coding region: 112-804 (230 amino acids)
Source: RefSeq, a predicted model, not a curated record
UCAGGGUGGGUUUUAAGGAGUGACAGAAAGAUAUUCCUACAGAAUACGAUCAGUUUUCCGUAGGAGGCAUAGGGAUUCCUGAGUGCGCGCACCGGAUAGUAAUCUUUGUUUAUGUUCCAGGGAAAAAGACAAGAGAAACCUGAUAACAUGGAAGGGACACCAGGCCUCCUGGCCAUAUUCACCCUAGCAGCAUGUUUUCUGGUCAGUGGAGCACAAAGAACAGAGUGUCACACAGUGGCUGACAUUGUGAUCCUAGUGGAUGGUUCCACCAAGAUCCGCCCAACAGAAUUCCAGGAGGUUCGGAUGUUUCUCCGCACCUUAAUUGAGGGCCUGGAUAUCGGUUCAGAAAAGGUUCGAGUUGGACUGGCCCAGUUUAGUGACCAGCCCAAGAUGGAAUUCCUGUUGGCGGAUAAUACAGAAAAAAGUUCCUUACUGGAGAAAGUGGACCGGCUUGAACAGCUGAAAGGAGGCACAGCCACUGGCACAGCUAUUAGAUUCCUUCAGAGAGAGUUUUUCAACCCGGCUGCAGGAAGCCGUUCUGGUCAGAGGGUGCCCCAGAUUGCUGUGGUACUCACUGAUGGGGAUUCUGUGGACGAUGUAGUGGAACCAGCCAAGGAACUAAGGCAGCAUGGGGUCAAUGUGUAUGCUAUUGGAGUGGGAGAAAUCAAUAUUAACAAGUUGAAGGCUAUUGCUAACAGGCCCAGUAAGUAUUUCCUAAACAGCAUCCGUAGUUUCCAGGUGCUACAACCACUUUCCCAGGGUGCGCUGCAGACAGUGUGUGAUUAUGGAGAAUUAGAGGGUUGAGGGACUUUUAGAAUGAAAAAAACAGUAUGUUGUAACAAAUGUCAGAAGUUGGGAAUGUUGAAAUUGCAUUUUUCUAAUCAUAUUUAGAAGUGGGAUUUGUGUGUCUGUCAUUUUAAAUAUUGUUCUCUGACUGUAAUCAUCAUGUUCUGUCAACUGUAUCAUCAACAUCAAUAACCUAUUGUAAAGGCUGUAUUUCCUUUUCCUGAUUAAGUUGUAUUCCAGUUCUGUUCAUUUACUAACCAAACUCAAUUCAAUAAGUCAACUGUCUGUUAGUCGAGGCUGCAUCGCUUAAUGUCUUCAGGGAGAGAUGCACAACAUGAAGCGUCAGGCUCUUGGUGUUUUAUGUUUCAAGAUGCAUUUCCUUACAUAUCCUCUUUAGUUCCUCCAUGUGAAGCUGAACAGAUACAUAUAGUAAUGUAGUCAAGCUAUAUAAAGACCAGGCCGUGAUCAUGAGAAGUUGAAUAAGCCAAUGCAUUUGCUGUUACUUGUUCCUGAGAAAUCAAUAAAUUGAUGUAACCAAC